AUGUCCCACGACAGCGCCUCUUCCGCCAACUCUCUGCCGGGCAGUCACAAGUCACAACAAUCCUUUGCUCCAAUCCGCAGUGGAUCCACACCCUCGGAUCAUCAUCCCUCGGAGGAUGGAUUGAGCGAUGCAGCAACGGCUCGAAUCACUUCCAGCCGAAAGAGUUAUGCUUCUGGCCAUGAGGGACAGGACUGGGCUCAAAUCCAGAAGCUCAUAUCAAGAAUGUUUGGAGAGGAGCGCAAGGCAAACUCAGAAGAAGAAAAGACAAGACACGCUGGAGUCAUUUGGAAAGGUCUCACCGUCAAAGGCGCGGGCCUCGGGGCUGCUCUACAGCCUACCAACGGGGACAUCUUUCUUGGGCUACCACGCCUCAUCAAGCGACUUCUGACACGAGGAAGGAACGGAACCAGUGUCGCAAAGCCACCAAUUCGAACAAUCUUGAAUGAUUUCACGGGCUGCGUCCGCCCAGGGGAGAUGCUGCUCGUUCUCGGGCGCCCUGGAUCUGGUUGCUCUACUUUCUUGAAAGUUCUCGGAAAUCAGAGAGCUGGCUAUGAAGCUAUUGAUGGUAUUGUUGAAUAUGGUGGGACAGACUCAGAGACCAUGGCAAAGCAGUAUAGGUCGGAAGUUUCCUACAACCCCGAGGAUGACCUCCACUAUGCAACUUUGACCGUGCGAGAUACUUUACUGUUUGCCCUUAAAUCUCGCACCCCCGAUAAAGCCUCACGGAUUCCGGGUGAAAGUCGAACAGAUUAUCAGCAGACAUUUCUCUCCGCCAUCGCAAAGUUGUUCUGGAUUGAACACGCUCUUGACACUAGAGUCGGCAAUGAACUAAUCCGAGGAAUCUCUGGGGGCGAGAAGAAGCGAACAUCAAUAGCUGAAGCCAUGAUCACAAAGGCUAGCACUCAGUGCUGGGACAACUCAACCAAGGGCUUGGAUGCCAGUACUGCACUCGAAUAUGCCCAAAGUCUACGCAGCUUGACGAACACUGCCAAUGUCGCCACCGUGGUAGCCCUCUACCAGGCAUCAGAAAACCUGUUCAAUCUUUUCGACAAAGUGAUAAUGAUUGAAGAUGGAAAAUGCUGCUUCUUUGGUCCUGGCGACAAAGCAAAAGCCUACUUCGAAACCCUGGGCUUUGAAUGCCCUCCGCGUUGGACGACUCCCGAUUUUUUAACUUCUGUCUGCGAUCCACACGCAAGACGCGCCCGACCAGGUUCAGAGAAUCAGAUUCCCCGCACAGCAGAAGAAUUUGAAGUCGCAUACCGCAAAAGUGAGAUAUACAAAGCCAAUCUUGCAGAUAUCGAAAGCUUUGAGAGGGAGGUUGAAACUCAAAAGCAUGAGAAGGAGAAAGUCAGGGGCCAGAUGAAGAAUAAAAACUUCACAAUCCCCUUUUAUAAGCAGGUUGCACUUCUCACGCAUCGUCAACUUUUGAUAAUGGUUGGCGAUCGAGCAACCGUGAUUGGUAAAUGGAGUAUCAUCACCUUCCAAGCCUUGAUUGUCGGAUCACUUUUUUAUGCACUACCUGAUACGAGCGGUGGCGUGUUCACGAGGGGAGGUGUCAUGUUCUUUAUUCUCCUGUUCAACGCAUUACUUGCAAUGGCUGAGUUGACGGCCGCGUUCGAAAGUCGACCGAUAUUGAUGAAGCACAAGAGCUUCUCUUUCUAUCGCCCUGCAGCCUAUGCGCUCGCGCAGGUUGUAGUGGACGUCCCACUUGUGUUUGUCCAAGUUGUUCUUUUUGACAUCGUUGUGUAUUUCAUGGCAAACCUUUCCCGAACACCGUCGCAAUUCUUCAUCAAUCUUCUGUUCAUCUUCACACUUACAAUGACCAUGUACUCAUUUUUCCGAUCCCUCGGAGCUCUUUGUGCAUCAUUGGAUGUUGCUACACGUAUCACGGGUGUUGCCAUCCAGGCUUUGAUUGUGUAUACAGGAUAUCUGAUUCCACCGUGGAAGAUGCACCCAUGGCUCAAAUGGCUCAUAUGGAUUAACCCAGUCCAGUAUGCAUUCGAAGGACUCAUGGCAAACGAAUUUGCUGGCCUCGCGAUCAAGUGUGAGCCUCCAUAUGUUUUUCCUGAUGGCCCAAAUGCAUCUCCUGGGCAUCAAAGUUGUGCAAUCCAAGGCUCCUCCCCCGACUCAUUGGUUGUUGACGGUUCCAACUAUAUCUUCACGGCUUUUACCUACACAAGGGCCCAUCUGUGGCGUAACUUCGGGAUCAUCAUUGGAUGGUUCAUAUUUUUCGUUGUUUUGACGAUGCUGGGUAUGGAAAUGCAAAGGCCUAACAAAGGAGGAAGCUCGGUGACGGUUUUCAAAAGAAACGAAGCUCCUCAGGGGGUUCGAGAUGCAAUUAUAAACCCGGGGAAAUCCGAAGACGAGGAGUCUAAAGUCAAUAACAGCGACCAAGACCACACCCAGGAAAAAGACUCUGACGAAUCUCCGAACAUGAGUUCAUCCAUCUCCAACACAGCAAUCUUCACUUGGCAAGAUGUGAAUUAUAUCAUCCCAUAUAGGGGCGGACAGAAAAAGUUGUUGCAAAAUGUUCAAGGAUACGUCAAACCGGGCCGACUUACCGCGCUGAUGGGUGCUUCUGGUGCAGGGAAAACGACUCUUCUGAAUGCGCUCGCCCAGCGAAUCAAUUUUGGAGUUGUUACUGGUAGCUUUUUGGUUGAUGGGAGACCUCUCCCGAAGAGCUUCCAAAGGGCGACUGGUUUUGCCGAGCAGAUGGAUAUUCAUGAGCCAACUGCUACUGUGCGCGAGUCCCUCCGUUUUUCUGCUCUACUGCGCCAGCCCAAAGAGGUUCCAUUGCAGGAAAAGUACGACUAUUGUGAGAAGAUAAUUGAUCUUCUGGAGAUGCGAUCCAUUGCAGGCGCCACAGUUGGAUCUGCGGGAUCGGGACUUAAUCAAGAGCAACGAAAACGCCUGACCAUUGCAGUGGAACUUGCAAGCAAACCCGAACUACUCUUGUUUCUUGAUGAGCCAACAUCGGGCCUAGAUUCGCUUGCCGCGUUCAACAUUGUGCGUUUCCUGAGGCGGCUAACUGAUGCCGGACAGGCAGUCCUUUGUACCAUUCAUCAGCCAUCGGCUGUUUUGUUUGAGCAUUUUGACGACUUGGUGCUGCUUCAGAGCGGUGGGCAAGCUGUUUACAAUGGACCCCUUGGGAACGAUUCGAAAACGCUGAUCGAAUUCUUCGAACGAAAUGGCGGGAGAAGAUGCUCUCCACACGAAAAUCCAGCAGAGUAUAUGCUGGAAGUCAUUGGCGCUGGCGAUCCCGACUAUGAUGGACAGGAUUGGGCCGAAGUGUGGGCCAAUUCCCCAGAGUCAAAGCAGCUCCAGGAAAAUAUCGAAAAUGUUGUCAGCUCACGCCGGAACACUCAAAAUGAGAAGAUCAAUGAUGACCGGGAGUACGCCAUGCCGCUAUGGACCCAAAUCACCAGAGUUACAGAGCGGAGCUUUGUUUCAUAUUGGAGAUCAAGGGACUAUAUCAUUGGCAAGAUGAUGCUUCAUAUCUUCACCGGUUUGUUCAAUACAUUCACGUUCUGGCAUCUUGGAAACAGCUACAUCGACAUGCAGUCAAGGCUGUUCUCUGUAUUCAUGACUCUGACAAUUUGCCCACCUUUGAUUCAACAAUUACAGCCGAGAUUUCUACAUCUGAGGAAUCUCUAUCAAUCCCGGGAGUCCAAGUCAAAGAUUUACUCUUGGCCUGCUUUUGUCACGAGCGCGAUACUUCCGGAGCUUCCAUAUUCAAUCGUGGCUGGUUCAAUCUAUUUCAACUGCUGGUACUGGGGAGUAUGGUUCCCAAGAGACUCUUUCCGCAGUGCGUAUGUUUGGAUGCUUCUCAUGCAAUUUGAAGUGUACUACAUUGGGUUCGGCCAAUUCAUAGCAGCACUUGCGCCCAAUGAGCUGUUUGCCAGUUUACUUGUUCCGACCUUUUUCACGUUCAUCGUUGCAUUCUGCGGCGUUGUCGUGCCUUACGCCGCCCUCCCACACUUCUGGCAGUCUUGGAUGUACUGGCUGACGCCGUUCCAUUAUUUGCUGGAAGGGUUUGUCAGUGCAGUGACGCACGACGUUGCAGUAGAUUGUCUCGACAAAGAGCAAUCUUACUUCAGCGCUCCAGCCGGCAUGACAUGCGAAGAAUAUGCAGGACCAUAUACUCGGCAGGCUGGAGGUUAUGUCCAAGAUGCUGGUGAUGGAUUGUGCUCUUACUGCCAAUAUUCCACUGGAGAUCAAUUUUCCCGAGGAAUCAAUAUCUUCUAUGCCCAUAAAUGGCGAAACUACGGCAUCUUCUGGGGAUACAUCAUCUUCAACUUCGCUCUGGUGUUUUUCAUCUCAUGGUUACAUUUGCACGGCAUCGCUGGAAUGAAGCGUUGGUUGAGUAGGCGGAAGACAAGGAACAAAGAAACAACGCAGUAG
Penicillium brevicompactum is the source of this 4401-nucleotide messenger RNA. RefSeq names its product putative ABC transporter. The transcript has 15 exons. NCBI's taxonomy places the organism in Eukaryota, Fungi, Ascomycota, Eurotiomycetes, Eurotiales, Aspergillaceae. Gene Ontology annotation, molecular function: ATP hydrolysis activity; ABC-type transporter activity; ATP binding. Gene Ontology annotation, cellular component: membrane. Gene Ontology annotation, biological process: transmembrane transport. The record is from RefSeq and is a predicted model, not a curated record. The coding region runs from base 1 to 4401 and encodes 1466 amino acids.